AAACCAAAAAAAGAUUAUAAUCAAUGAACUAUAUGCUUCCGUUCGCCAACUACUACAUUUCAACACCAAUUAUGUCCGAGAAGAAAAACUUCACCAGAAGCAGUAACAAUAGGAGAAAGAAGAGAUGGACACCGACACUCUUCACCGGAGGCGGAGGAGAAGGAAGAGGAGGAGAUGAUGAGCUGGCGACAGUGAAAGCUGCUGCGUGGGCUUGGUACCAAAGACACGAAGGAAAACCGAUGAUGAGAGAGUUUGAUCUCACUACAAGAGCCACAAGAACACCUCGACCUUCCCGGUAUAAGCUCGAGGCCAGCAAGAACUUGACCCUCUCCGAGAAGAAGGUUUCAAAACCACACUCUAAUCAUUUGAUGCGUGGAGAUCAAAAAACCAAGUUCUCUAGUCUUCUUGACCCUUAUGAGAUCAAGAGCAUCUCUAAGAGAAUUGACGAGGGUUCGUUACCAACUAGCGUUUUCCGAUAUGAUCAUGGUCAUCAUUAUGAUCAUGAUAUGUUGCAGAAGAAGCUUGAAUAUGAUAGUAAGAAAGAGAAUGGGUUGGUGAAAAAAAUGAGCAUUAGAAAUUUGUGGAAAGGAAUGAUUCUGAUGGCUCCAAGGACGGUUUGUGGAAGAAGUGAUGAUGUGGAUCUUGGGGCAUAUCGGGUUGGUCCAAGAACAGAGAAGGUUGCACCGACGAGUGUCAAUAUGCGAACCGGCCGUCGCUAACUCUAUAGUCUCUACUCUCUAGUUAUUGAGGAGCUAAAGUAUGUGUUUAGACAUUAUUACUGCUAAAAGACUUCUUUUCUAUAACAUUAAAGGAUUUUAACAAGU
Molecule: messenger RNA, 824 nt
Organism: Arabidopsis arenosa
Lineage: Eukaryota; Viridiplantae; Streptophyta; Magnoliopsida; Brassicales; Brassicaceae
Source: the annotation of a GenBank genome assembly